CACAAUCAAUAGUAAUGAUGUCUGGUCGCGUGGGUUCUGAUGACAUGAUUUGGGGGAAUUUGCACAGCCACGCCCGUCAAACGGGUCUGUUCUUGUCGCGCUCACUCGCCCUCGACGAGCAGGUCAGCAGCCUUGAUCCAUGAAUUUACUGUGCAUAUGAUCAACAACGAGCAAGCCAGGUACGUCUGUAAUCCUUGCUCAUCAAGUCUAGACCCAGUGAUCUUCCUAGGUAAAUCCUUGGCUGGGGAAGCGGUCGAUAAGGAGCACGAACAGGGCAAAGCAGCCUUUGGUGAGCCUGCGAUUUUGCGUCAUCCUUGUGAUUCCUCGCUAAAACAUCCGACAACCCAACACCAUGCUAUUCUAACAAUUGCAUCCGUAGAUUUGCUAGAUUCUACCAAGUUAUCCUCAUUGGGAUUACCGGUCCUUUUCACGAGCUUCUUCACACGCCAUGUGUCGGUAACACUUCCGGCGCUUCAGGAUGGAUACACGACCGACCAUCGACGAUUCCUCGGGGCCUGUAGCCUUGUCCGCUUCGUUCAACAGUGAUGCAAGUUGUUUCGCUGUUGGGCUGGACACAGGCUUCUGUGUGUUCAAUUCGGACCCAUGUGAACUGAAGGCUUCCAGAGGUACCGCCUACAUCGUUCCCUUUCCGGCCACGAGCUAAGGAGAAGCAGACUUGAAUGCCGGCAUUGGAACGGCCGAGAUGCUUGGGCGGUACAACUAUCUGGCACUAGUAGGAGGUGGAAAGAAUCCGAGAUGGCCACAAACAAAAGUACGGAGUGAAUCCACCCCAGGGCGCAGGAAGAGCAGCGGGCUGAUACAAACACCAGGUCAUGAUUUGGGAUGACGCGAAGCAAAAAGUUGCUAUCACCCUCGAGCUCAAAACUGCAGUGCUUCGAGUGUGCUUGACAAAGACUUGGAUCGCCAUCGCAAUCCAGAACAGCAUACACCUGUACAAGUUCUCGUCCCCUCCCGAACGGACGGCCAUCUUUGAGACGGCAGACAACCCUCUGGGACUAUGUUGCCUGGGAUCCAGGGUGGUGGCAUUUCCGGGUCGAUCUCCCGGAAAAGUACAACUUGUUGAACUCGGCUCAGGGAACGUCAGCAUUAUCCCAGCACACACCUCAGCCUUGCGAGCGAUGGACCUCAGCGCCGACGGACAACUGCUAGCCACGGCUAGUGAGCAAGGUACAUUGAUCCGCGUGUAUUCAACAUCAAACUGUACUAAGAUCGCUGAACUUCGUCGCGGAGUUGAUCCCGCCUAUAUCUUCAGCAUCGCUAUUUCCCCCAAUUCCAGCAUGCUUGCUGUUACGUCAGACAAAUCCACCCUUCAUGUGUUCGACCUCCCUCUGUCUUCACUGUCGCAACCCCACAGUCCGAGAAGCCCGCGCCGCUCACAAUCGCCUCAUGUUCCUGGAGACGAGGACGUCUCCACGAACCAGAAAUGGGGAUUUUUGUCCAAAAUUCCUCUUCUUCCUCGAGUCUUCUCCGACAUCUACUCAUUUGCGUCGACGCAUUUCGAGAUGGGCGAUGAGAAUUUAGGUCUCAAUGGAUCCUCAUUAUCAUAUCUCCCUGCCCUGGGAUCAUUGCCGCAUCGACCACAAAAAGGCAUCUUGGGAUGGAUCGACAAUGCGACUCUGAUCUGUAUCGGUACCGGUCGAGACGCCCGGUGGGAAAGAUUUAGAGUCGGCGAAAGACCUGGUAUUGCAGACGAGGGCCAAAGAUCGGUUUGGAGAGAUGGCUGGAGAAAGUAUCUGGGCAGCUGAAGCAAAACUCAGAUGUCGCUCAGAUGUCCUAACUAGAAGAAGAAAUAUUUGGCUGACUGAGGGUCUCUGCCUCGAAGAAACAAUCCAUAUGCCAUCCGCUGAAGGGAUGUGCCAACAACUUAGAAGAGCAGAAAGCCGCGAUGGAACCGAGAGUCUGAUUUGAGCGGCAUCAGAUUGGGCAAACCAAGAGCCGGUAACACAUAUUGAUAGGAGCUACACAUCCUCGGGCGAUGGCAGAAGUAUGCUUUCUAUCCAGGAUUCACAGACUAGAUCACAGCCGUCUAUCGAACUAGUGGAAUGUGGUCCGGAAGUCUAGUGUGUUGGUUGUGUGCAAGGCUCUGUUCCUGAGGGAAAGACGUCACACAGUUGAUAUGGAGGGAUUUCGUGCUUGGGGCCAGUGGCCGGCUGCAACAGAAAAGAUGGAAUGUGACUAACACUAGAUGAUACCUUCUAGAUAAGGUGGGCAGCUGUGUAUCAAAUCAGCUACGGCAUCACUCACGGUGACAGAUCUAAGCACGGUAUUUCAGCUAUGCAGGAAUGAUUUUCGUCCCUUUUCAAGAAGCAGUCUCACAGCAUCAGCCCGACUCCCUCGGGUCUCCACCCUUUUCGCCUCAAAACGGCCAGGGAAUGGUAUGUGGUGUCUUUUGCUCUGAGCAACAGCGUUAGUCGAAUGACAAGUGGUUCGGCCACUUAUUGUGUUUGACGAAGAGGAUGUCCCAACCCUCGGAAGCAUCGCCGGCGCAAUCCCCAACUGCUUGGCAGAAUAUGUACGAAUACCUAGUGACGAAUGCUGUCCUCUUCGCAAAAGCAACAUGCAGUGCGAGGGAGUACUCGGCCUCCCUUUCCCAACUAGCAUCAAGUUUUCAUUGCCAUCGGGCAGACAAUCACAGCAACGACGGCAGCAGCAUGGACGUCAAUUGGCUUACUAUGUAAGUGCCUGCGAGGAGCUCCAUAUAUUCGGACUCAAUGGACGCCCUCUGGCGAGCCUGGCGUGGCAUGUUUGCAGCAAGAAAGAUAACGCAAGCUGCAUCUGGGCGCUAGCUGCACCACCGGAGUAUUCGCAAACUCGAAUCGAAACGCAGAGUUGCGCUUCGUGGAAGGUGGGGGACUCCCUCUGGUCUUUCCCACGGACCCGCUCAACGGGGCGAGCCCUUGACAGCUCGAUUGGCUGGACAAGGCCCUCGCGGACGAGGCCGUUGGGUCCCAUCCUGGGCUCUCACAAACGUGGGAUCUAGAGGCAGUCUCGUUUCUUGCAGAGGCUGCCCAGCUCAUUACCUAAACGCAUGAUCUAUCAACCAGGACCAGAACGAGGUUAGCAGGCAGUGCGACGUGGGUUGAGCUGGUGAUUCUGCCACUGCUAGCAUCUGCAACUACCGAGCAGAGGGCCACGACGAGCAAUCCCUAAGCUAUAUAAGCACCGAAGAACUUGAAGAUGCACCUCUUCUUCUUUUUUUUUCCCAUCACGGCAACGAGAAUCGCUAACAUAAAUCACAACGACCAAGCACAACUUUGAAAGAAAGCAUCAAAAACCCCACACACCUCACAAUGGAACCUCACUGCAGUACCUGUGGCCACGCCGCCUCUGGAUGCAAUGGAUGCACUUGCUGCUCGCACUAAACAAUACCGUACGAGUCUCCGGACCAACAUGCUUAAGGGCGAAAGACAAUCUCUUCGAUCUUUGUUGGACGUAUAGACGGGUUGAAGUGCCUCAAGGCAUGUAGUACGAGAUGAGAUGAGCUGGGCUGGGCUGGAUGGGGCUUUGGUGGAGGAUGCUUCGUCUCACCGAAGACCUAGAUAGCUAGUCAGGACAACUUUGAUUCGGCAAUACCACUACCUUAUACUCAGCCCCGA
This is a messenger RNA of Exophiala xenobiotica, 3617 nucleotides long. RefSeq lists its product as hypothetical. Gene Ontology annotation, molecular function: protein binding; phosphatidylinositol-3,5-bisphosphate binding; phosphatidylinositol-3-phosphate binding. Gene Ontology annotation, biological process: protein lipidation; autophagy of mitochondrion; nucleophagy. Lineage: Eukaryota; Fungi; Ascomycota; Eurotiomycetes; Chaetothyriales; Herpotrichiellaceae. The transcript is spliced from 3 exons. Gene Ontology annotation, cellular component: phagophore assembly site membrane; extrinsic component of membrane; cytosol. Bases 834 to 1766 code for a protein of 310 amino acids. The record is from RefSeq and is a predicted model, not a curated record.